GUACUUAUAUGACCUAUUGUUUCAUUUGUAUCAGGAAGUAUAGAGGGACUGUUUUGGAAUGUGAACAUGAUGGAUGGUAUGGUUUUCGUCAUAUUUCUGACUUUUGUUUGUUUAUCAGUCACAAAGGACCCUAACAUGUGUGGUGCAGGAAUAUGUUGUGUCAAUUACAUACUACACAAUAACAGGUGUACAGAAUGUGAAGCAGGAACAAUUGGUAUAAACUGUAAUGAAACAUGCCCUGAUGGAUAUUAUGGAGCACGUUGUCAGAAUCAGUGUUCUACAGAUUGCAAAGGAACAUGCAACAAGAUCAACGGAAGUUGUCCAGUUCCGAUAUCCCGUAUUGAUAUAACAGUGACUACAAAUUACACACCACAAACAGACUCACAUAACAACAGUACGGAGAAGAGCAUCGAGAAGACAAUAGAGGAUUUUCUGAAGGAAAGCUUGUGGAUAAUUGCCGGAGUAUCCUCUGUUCUCGUUUUUCUUAUCUGUGGGUGUAUCGGAGCCUUCUUCUUCUGUAAAAUAUGCAAAUGCGUUGGAAAGAAGAGAAGAACACUUGGACGAAAUCCCAACCAGGACACACAGCCAUCGUAUAAUGUGCGGUAUGAGAGUGAUAGGGACAUGCAGGACUUAUCCACUAACAUUAUCCGACCUCCACAAAGCAAUGGGAAUGGAUCUGUUAAUGGAUCAGCCAGUAAACAUGUACCCGAGACACCUAAUGUUGAAUAUAAAAAGCCCAAAGCAAAGAAACGAUACAGUCUGGUCCGAAAAUUCACUGUAUCCCAGGAAGUGACAUCAUGUUCCAAUAUGUCUGAGGAAGACAAUGAUGUGUUCGACAGUGAUGAGUGUGAUGACUAUACAAAUACUUGUGGCGGCGUACAGAUCUCAGGACUUCCAUCAAAGCAGUCCUCCUUUAACACGUUUCUGUCUCCAUACGAAAACUCACAGUCAGGGAAUGACGACAGCACAGAGUAUGGGAAAUUAUGGAGAUGACAGCAAUAACACAUAUUCUUGUGUACGGAAAUAUACAUGAUAUUUCCUUUGAUUAUACUGUAAUCAUUUCAGCGGGAUUCAAAUUUUAGCUACUUUAGAGGUGAUAUCUUUCAGAAUAGCUGUGUUUAUCUUUUCUUAUACAGACAAAUCGCUGAAUCAUGAUUAUGCCAAUUAGUGCAACAGCUCUUACUGAUACCCUAAAAUAAGUAGAUGAACAGGAAAUGACAGUAAUUUUUCAUAAACAGCAACAAAAAAUAUGUUUGUCUUUCAGAAUAAGGCAGUGAAUUCCAUUGGUCGAGGGCUUAUCACGUGAAGGAGACAACUCGUGAUACCCCCUCACGUGCAGAGUGACAACUGUGUCCCUCCCUGUAGACGAUACAGUUUUGAUAGUGCAAGAGAGAGAUAGCACUCUAAUGAUAUGUAGGACCAUUCUAUUAGUGACGUCAUUGUCAACAUUAAUGAUCACAAAUAACCCUAUUGCGAAGAUAGAUAUGCUUUGUUUAACAUAUACAUCUAAUAAAUUAUAACAUUGAGAUUAAACCAAAACACUACAUGAAGUUGGGGUAACAUUAAUACAUGUAUCACCGCUCGAAAACCAGUGAAAAUUUAUUUAAUUUUUUUGCAGAAAAACUUGUUCCGAUUUUGUUGACGUUUUGAAUAAUAAAUCAAAUCAAUAAA
Messenger RNA from Ostrea edulis (European flat oyster), 1671 nucleotides. RefSeq lists its product as uncharacterized. Gene Ontology annotation, molecular function: scavenger receptor activity. The transcript has 6 exons. Lineage: Eukaryota; Metazoa; Mollusca; Bivalvia; Ostreida; Ostreidae. The record is from RefSeq and is a predicted model, not a curated record. The coding region runs from base 67 to 993 and encodes 308 amino acids.